AUGGAUGCUAUACCAAUAGUAUCUUUAUCUUUGUCCCCAUCAAAAGAUUCAACAUGUUUAUUUUUUAAAAUAUGGAGAAAUAAUUACCUAAGAUCCAAUAUUAUUCAAUGGUUACCAUCUAUUAAUCAUUGCUAUGAUAUUUCAGAAUAUUAUUUAUAUUAUGACAAUUCAAAUAGUAGCGAAGAAGAAGAGGAAGAUGGUGUACAUUUCGAAACUAAAGGCUUUGACGAGAAUGACUGCGACAACGAAUCAUAUUUUAUAUAUGACGAUAUAGUAGAAUUAAAAAGUAAAUUGAAAAUAAAGAGCUAUUCCGAGGCCAAUGACUUGUUAUGGUUAAUUAAAAAUAAACACUUUCCACUAUUAAAAGAUAAACUAAUAAUGCAUAAAAUUAUAAAACAACAACAACAAAGUAAUAGUAAGAAUGGUAAAAAAUCAUUUAAUAACAAUUUAAAAAAUUUUAAAUUAAAUAUAACCGAAAAUUCAAUCUAUAACUUUUGUCUUCAAAAUAAAGAUAUCAAUAUUUUUAAAUUAUUUUUCGAAGUCUACGGCAACGAAUAUUUUUGCACAGAGAAUACAAAAAUUAUGGAGAAGGUUGUACAAAGUGGUAGCUUAGAAAUAGUCAAAUAUCUAAUUCAAAAGGGUUUCAAAUUCGAUUCAGAGUCAAUCCAUUUCAGUAUCUCUUUUGGGUUCUUCAAAGUGUUUAAGUUCUUAAUGGAGUCAAUGGCAAAUUCUACCGAGAUCUCAUUAGAAUCAAAUACAAUCGAUUUUGCAAGAGGUGAUCCAGUAUUAGUGGCCAAAAAAUCAAGUACUGGCCAAGAUGUUAUUAAAUUGAGAAAUAUUGGUUUAAAAAUUUUACAUUAUUUACAUGAAAUAUAUCCUGAUAUUGAAUACUCUCAACAGGCUGUAGAUUAUAGCUGUGUUAGUGGUAAUUUAAAAAUGGUAGAAUUUUAUGGUUGUGAAAAAGGAUUGCUUCCAUCAGAAAAGGGCAUCCAGGGUGCCAUUAUAGGAAAUCAUUUAAAUUUAUUAAGAUACUUUAAAGAGAAAAAUUUAUUCAGAGAGUCCGAUAUGUAUACAUUUGGUAUCGAUCAAGCCAUUGCAAAGGGUCAUAUGGAGGCCAUCAAGUUUAUGCACAGAAAUUUAAAUCGUAAAUGGUCCCAUGAAGCAAUUGGUUUUGCUGCAAAAUUCUCAAAAUUUGAAAUCUUAGAGUAUAUGUAUAAGCAUGAUCAAGAUCUAUUUAAAGAGCAUCUCAGAAAUACAAGGGUUUUAAAAAAGGCAUCAUCAGGUGGGGAUAGGCGCACAAUCGAAUAUCUAAUGGGUCUAGGUUUUGCAGGUUCUGAACAUUUGAUAAUAAAAGCAUCAAAAAAGAAUAAUGUCGAAUUAGUAGAAUUUUUUUUCGACCGUUUCAAAACAUCAGUACCAUUUUCAAAUAAAUCAAUUGACUAUAGUAUACAAAACAAUAGUUUAGAAAUGUUUAAAGCUCUAAUGAAAAUUAAAGGUAAAUAUAACAGCAUAAAUUAUAACAGUGGCUACCACAUUGAAAUUAGUGGUAAUUUCAGUAAUGGUAAUAGUUUAAAAUUAAAUAAAUAUGUAAUGCAGUGUAUAAGAAAUAAAAAUCUAGUGCUUUUAAAAUAUGUUGUUCAGCAUUUUCACAAAGAAGGUCUUAGAAUUACCAGUAGAAAAGAAAAUUUAUUAUUAUUUGCAGCCCAACACGAUUUGUCAAUUGUUAAAUAUCUUUUAACAUUACCAGGAUUUAAAGUAACACCAAAUAUUAUAUUUGCAUCAAAAAAUAGAAGAAUGGCAAAGUUUUUAUAUUCAAUGUAUGAUGGCCACUCACCAAUGAAUUCAUUAGUUUUUGAAAAUUCUAUCAAUCAUAGCAACCUAAACUUAUUGAAGUACCACAUUCAAAAGAUUAUAAUCCAUAAGAAAUCUUUGGGUGAGACAGUAUCAAUCAAAGAUAUUUUAUCAGAAAAAGAAGUUUCAAAAAUUGCAUCACUUCCAAAUAAUGCUAAAGCUUUAAAAUACAUUCACAGGGUUUAUAAAAUACCAUUUUCAAACCAAAUCUUAAGAGAUUCUUGUAGUUCAAAUUCACUCGAAAAUGUUAAAUAUGUAAAUGAAGUUUUAGAAAGUCAAUCAGUUAAAAAAUAUAUUAUGGACAGUGCAAUUGACAGUUUGGAGAUAGUAAAAUAUUUAAACUUUCAUAGUAAUCAAGAAUGCAGUACCAAAGCUAUCGAAGAAGCAGCCCAUUUAGAAAACUAUAUGACCGUUAAAUUUUUAUUAGAGAAUAGAAAAGAAGGUUUUACAAAUAAUGCCAGACUUAAAGCAGAAUCAUUUCCAUCUAUUUUAAAGCUUUUAAAAGAUCAUAAUGAUUUAUUAAAAAAACAAUAA
Molecule: messenger RNA, 2385 nt
Organism: Dictyostelium purpureum
Lineage: Eukaryota; Evosea; Eumycetozoa; Dictyosteliales; Dictyosteliaceae
Exons: 2
Coding region: 1-2385 (794 amino acids)
Source: RefSeq, a predicted model, not a curated record